This is a messenger RNA of Exaiptasia diaphana, 4591 nucleotides long. RefSeq lists its product as uncharacterized. Lineage: Eukaryota; Metazoa; Cnidaria; Anthozoa; Actiniaria; Aiptasiidae. Gene Ontology annotation, biological process: proteolysis. The transcript is spliced from 28 exons. The coding region runs from base 14 to 4591 and encodes 1525 amino acids. The record is from RefSeq and is a predicted model, not a curated record. Gene Ontology annotation, molecular function: metalloendopeptidase activity.
URACAAGAAGGACAUGACGCGACGAGUUCUUACGUUAAUCAACGCGGUCGACAUGAUUUACCAAAAGAUAAACAUAMGAAUAAUCUUGAAAAGGCUCGAUAUAUGGUCCAACAAAGAUUUGGUUCCRUACAACGACAAGGCAGGCGUUGACCUUGCAAACUUUCAAAAAUACAAAGAUCAGCAUCCAAACCAUUACAAGUGCGAUACGGUACAUUUGAUGAGAGGUGUCAUGUGGAAAGAUCACGGCGGAAUGGCAUAUUUAGCUGAGAUGUGUAAACCCAAGUCAACAGGAGUUGUUGGGUGGAACUUCUGGAGUCUUCUUGGUCCGUGGCUWGCUCUUGCUCAUGAAAUGGGACAUAACUUUGGUUUUGACCACGACGCAGAUGGACACAACUGCAAAUGUUUGACACCGCGCGGUUGCAUAAUGAACACAUUUAAAACACGAGUUCCUGGAUUUUCUGAUUGCAAUCUAAGGGAUCUUWAUAAUAUUGACGACUCUUGCUUAUACAACAUACCAGAAAGGGUCUAUAAUCCAAGAUGUGGCAAUGGCAUCAAGGAAAAGGGCGAACAGUGCGACUGUGGGACAAAAGCGAACUGUGCUAUCGUUGACCCGUGCUGCAACCCGAAGACUUGCAAACUUCGCAUCUCGGCCAGUUGUAGUAACCUUCAUGACGGUUGUUGUCAAAAUUGCCAAAUUGCACCUGCUGGAACAGUGUGUAGAAAAACCAAAGGAGAAUGUGACGUACCCGAGAAAUGCGAUGGCCAAUCUUCUAAGUGCCCUUCAAAUGAUGUUAAAAUUGAUGGAGCAAAAUGUUUCUAUAAUGACAUGGUUCUAACUGGAAAUAACCAGGGCUCAGCAAUAAAAAUAACUCCCCUUCCACGACCAAUUACAGCGAGAUAUAUACGAAUCAACCCAAUAAACUGGGAUAAGGAAAUAUGUAUGAGGGCUGAAGUGUAUGGCUGCAGAGCAACCUCAAGACUUUCUCCCAAUCAAGCAACUUCUAUUCGGAGCAUAAACAACCUUUGCGUKGAGGCGAAGAAUGGUCUUUGCUAUAARCAAGACAAAUCCGAGCUGUUCUUUGUGCAAAGUGAUUGUAAAAGCAGRAAUAGUCAGUUYAAACURCUGAAAGAUGGCGCCCUUCUUCAUCAAUGUACUGGAAACAGAGUGUGUGCUGCCAAUAAUAAAGUUAGUUAUGGCUAUAAACUUGUGAUAAGUAAAGAUUGCACCCAAAGAAAGGCUUUGAAAUUCAAGCGAGAUGGUAAACUACUGUGUUUAAUUAAGAAACCAAAUAUCUGCAUUCAUCCUCAUGGUGGCGUCCCUCGUGAUGAUGUUGCUCUAACCUCAUGGAUAACCAAUAAAAAGAAAAACAAUGAUAAACUGAGUCUACUCUUCUCUAAACCAGACUGCCUUGAUCCUCUUGGAAUGAUUGACAAUAGGAUUAAAAACCACCAAAUAACAGCAUCCUCCAACCUUAAACACAAAGAUCCAAUGCAUGCUCGACUUGCUGGCUUCAAUUCCUGGUGUGCCGGUGUAACCAACARAAAACAAUACUUGCAGRUUGAUCUGGGAAAGGUUAAGAGAAUUGGUGGUAUUGCUACUGAAGGAACAUAUGAUGGAAAACGAGUCAAGAAGUAUAGGUUGUUCUACAGCAAUGAUGGGAAGCAAUGGGUGGAAUAUACUGGAAAUAGAUUAGCUACAAAAAAUUCCUGCUGCCUUAAAGGAGUGUGUGCCCCAACUAAUACGAWRCAAUGUCAAAAGAGAGAUUAUCUGAUGAGGAAAAACGCCUUACGUCUGAAUUGUCCAAAACAUUUUAGGCGGGUAUGCGCUGGAAAUGGUAUUUGUACUUCAAGUGGGAGAUGCCAUUGUAAGGAUGGUUUUGAUCCUGCAAGUAAUUGCGUUUCAGCUGUUCAAAGAGUGAAUGGAGCGUGGGGUACCUGGACUAAGUGGAGUAAAUGUACCCGAGUAUGCGAUGGAGGAUUCAAAAGGCGUCACAGGUUCUGUAACAAUCCUGCUCCAAGGCAUGGCGGCCAAAAAUGCKUMGGWAARAGAAUACAAAUAAUGGCAUGCAAGACACCAAUCUGUCCAGUUGCAAACUCAUGCAGGCAUCUUCAAACAAUCGGUAAAAAAACGGGUAUCAAAUACCCUAGUGGUGUUUACAAAAUUAACCCAGAUCAACAAGGUAUUGUUAAAACCUACUGUGACAUGUCACGCAACGGUGGUGGAUGGACGUUACUUGUCACCAGUCACACUAAUACGUGGACUCCCAAUAACGUGAGACGACGCAAUACCCAUAAUCCAAGRCUUGAYGAUGAUUUUUCAAUACUGUACAAGGCAGACGCUAUCAAGAAAGGCAGCCUGGGGGAUUUUGAAUACCGAAUUGAAGCUCAAGAAUUUGGUCGUUGGGGUGGUAUAUGGAAAGCACCKUUUUCUUAUUCGUUUGUCGCAACAAACAACUUGCAAACGAAUAUCGAGCUAAAAAAGAAGUUYGACAAUUGGUUUUACGAGAAUUAUGGAAUCGAGGAACGUAUGCCGUGGAUCAACGGAUCAAUGUUAACCACUUCACAAACAACGGACGAUAAAGUUUCCUUUGGGUCGAUUACAGCGAGCAUACCACGUUUUUACCCUGCACCGUGGAUCAACAACAAAGAUCAAGAACAACAUCCUACUAACAUUUGGUACUGGAUGAGAGAAAACAACAAAGUAGCCAGCUCAUGUAUGCAACUGCAGUUAUUAGGAAUUGAGAGUAAUCGACCUCUUUCCAGUGGUGUCCAUACUUUAACGGUCAAUGGGAAAAUGGUCAAAACGUACUGUGAUUUCACGUCUGAAGGAGGAGCCUGGACACUACUCCUUACCAGUUCCUCUCGAACAGGAUGGAACAAACAGACUUURGCGGAGAGGAAUCCUGGGGARCCUUCAUUGGAUAAAGAUUUCUCUAUUCUUGGCAUUAGUGAUUCCAUAAUUAAAAAUAGGCUCUUUCAAUACAAAAUUGAAGACGGCUCUUCCAAAUGGGGAGGUAUUUUCGAGGCAAAACCCGGUCAAGGCCUUUUAUCAACRASGCCUCAAAAGCRAACGCGUUUAUUGAAGAAAUUAACAUCAAACUGGGACAAAACGACGUCUAGUCUGGAUGAUACAGUACCAUAUAUCAAGGACACAGUACUUCUCUAUACGACCUCGACUUCCGGUGAUAGUUCAGGGACUCUAGUAAGCUCCUCGGCGGUUUCAGGAACGUUUAUUCCAGUUAAAAAUGAGUACCCCUCUGUUGUGAGGCUUUGGGUCAGGGAAGGAACCUGGAGAUCAUGCAAUGAAAUAGUCGUGAAGUCAGGUAUAAAAAAAAAUCAACUCGAGGACGGUGUAUACAUGAUAAAAAGAUCUCCUCACAAGUACCUCCCGGUCAUGUGUGACAUGACGUCUGACCCAGGAGCCUGGACUCUACUAGUCACCAGCGCAAGAAAUGGAUGGAGAAAAAAUCAAGUGAAAUUUCGCAAUAUAAAGAAGCCUUCGUUGUCACGUGACUACUCCAUCUUGGGGCUUGGGGACAAGAUAAAAAGCWUAAGUCRUGGCAAGACGUUUAAGUACAAGUUGGAAGCGAACAAGAAAGGGCGCUGGGGAGGGGUGUGGUCAGCCCCARUURARUAUAGCUUUGUGAAGACCGACAACCAACAAACGAACGUCAAACUGAUCAAAAAGUUCGGUAAAUGGAAUUACAAUAAAUGGGAUCAAGCAAUUGAAAAGAGAAUGCCAUGGCUKGGYAAAACUAAAGGRCUUUUGACCACAUCGACGCAUUCCAAUUACUACGAAUAUGGUUCUGUUAUCAGCGAAUCAACGGUCAAUAAUCCUGCUAUGUGGAUUGCUCCUUACAUGAUAAAUCCUGGUCGCAUAUGGUACUGGGUCAAUGAGGAUGAUUGUGGUUCUGAUAGAUUACCUGUUAAUGGUGAUGUAUCAUCUUGGGGUAGUUGGAGUGCUUGCUCUCCCAUGUGUAGUAAUAAUAGCAUAAGAACGCGACAACGUACUUGCACAAACCCAUCCCCGCGAUGUGGAGGAAAGAAUUGUGAUCCAGCGUUGUUAGCUUCAGAAACGCAACGUUGUCACUACUGCCCAAGAAGCCCAAUCAAAGGAGACAAUAAUCUAUGUAUUCAACCAAAGACAGGAAACUGCAAUCCACCCGAUGGCACUAAGCUAUCAUACACUGAUAAUAAUGGAAAAUGUAAUAAAAAACAUAUGUAUUUCCUCUUGGGAAAGGAUAAUAUCCUUAUCCACCAGUGUAGUGGUAAAAAGGUCUGUCCAAGUGGUGGAUUUGGAUCGGAUUUGCAGCUUCACAGCUCGUGCCAACCUGCCAAGUCUAAAUUUGGACAAACUCCUCAAAAAGGAUUAAAACAUUUGGAAAGUGGCCUCUGCGUCCAUCCAUUCCAAGGAGUAGCUUCGGAGGGAGUGAAACUUGUYACAUGGAGCGGCUGUACGAAUUCUCCAGGAUCUCAAAAGCUAAAGUUGGAUCUCUUUAAACUGUCUAAAAACGGUACGGGUAAUAUUGCUGGUUUUCAGGUUACGUCACAGCAGCCAUNUUUAUUCCCACGAACUAUAAGGGGUUUAUAG